GUAAUGAAUGGUUGUUCAGAAAUGCAAUUAUAAGCUACUUAAAAAAUCUCUAAUACAAUAUCCGAUAUAUCCAAUAAUCCAGUCAUCUUGUACCCCCACCGACCUCGGACCAAUUAGAAAUAGCGAUUAGGGCUACCUAAUUUCCGUCGCGUCAAAUGCAAUCGCGGACUUAACGAUAUUUGACAAACGCGCAACUCGCAAAUAUUCUCAUCGUCCCUGUUCGCAGCUCAACCACCCGGCUACCACCGUAUUUGCACUCCUCGUCAACGCGGGUCCAUAUACAAUUUGAAAAAAAAAAAAUGUCUUUCCUCGCCCGUCGAGCCACAGCUGCUGCCCCGGGCCUCGCCCGCGCUUUCAGUGCGUCCGCCCGCCGUGAUGUCGCCAAAAUCACGCUGGUCGGUAACCUGGCUGCUCCCCCCGAGGUCAGGGCUACUAGCACAGGCCGCGAACUUAUCGAGUAUGCCGUCGCUAGCAACUAUGGACCUAAAGAUAACCGCCAGACGAGCUGGUUCAGGGUCGCUGCUUUUAUCGAGGAGGGACCCCGCCGGGACUUCUUGACUAGCUUACCUAAAGGAGCUACUGUCUACGUCGAAGGCGAUGCCACCAUGAAUGCCUUCACCGACGCCGAGGGCAAGUCACGAAGAAACAUCGAGGUCCUGAAGCGACCAACUCCUCCUGAAUAGGUAAUAGGUAGUCAAUGUGUAUAAAACUUGGGACGGCCAAAACGACGCCCAAACAGACCAAGAUGUGUUACCUUGAUCUUGGAUUAAAGCUCUCCACUAUGGGAACUUUCUUAUGUCUAAAUGACGGCACUACGCUUGGGGAUGUUACUGUAUGAUAUUGCUACGUCAGGACUUGAUACCAAAUGUGUUAACCAUGUCCCUUCACCGUACAUUGUCCAGGAUGACAAUAUAUAAUAUGCCUCCAGUUCUGCCC
Messenger RNA from Daldinia decipiens, 936 nucleotides. RefSeq names its product nucleic acid-binding protein. Gene Ontology annotation, molecular function: single-stranded DNA binding. The transcript is spliced from 3 exons. Gene Ontology annotation, biological process: positive regulation of helicase activity; mitochondrial DNA replication. The record is from RefSeq and is a predicted model, not a curated record. Bases 300 to 683 code for a protein of 127 amino acids. Gene Ontology annotation, cellular component: mitochondrial nucleoid. NCBI's taxonomy places the organism in Eukaryota, Fungi, Ascomycota, Sordariomycetes, Xylariales, Hypoxylaceae.